GAGAAGGUACCAUUCUCAGUCUGGCCGUAGUGAGAGAGAGUUGAAAAACUGAUAUUGAUUGAAGUUUAUAAAUGAGGUGCUUGGAAGUUUGUCCUUCUUUUCUUUCAACCUUUGAUAUAUAAGAACUCAGUUCCGUAGCAAAAGGAGUAGAAGGAAAUUAUUAUAAUGUAUGAUUAGUUGGCUUUUCAUAUCAGAAAAGCACAUGCAUUUUGCACUGUAGGCUGAAGAGUUGAACUUCUUAGCUAUGAACCUCUUAAUUGCCAACUUGUUUGGUGGACCUUCCUCUAGGAAAUUUCAUGCCCAGAAGCUAGUUAGUAACUGUAAUUGGGUGAAAUUACUUUUUCAUUAGAACAUGUGCUAAUAGUUUGGGAUAGCUCUUGGUUCAAUCACUUUUUCUGCAAAGUAAAAAAACCCCUCUUAAUUGCAUACACACUUAUGCAUAUCUUUUCAUUUUAUAGUCUCAUUUUCAGUCCAUUAUUGUGAUUGCUUUUACUUUCUUUUCUUCCUUGGGAAGUUUUACUAACAAAUAUAUGCUUCGUUUUAGACCCUUCGUUCUCUGUUGCACUGGCACUGAACGUUUUAGUCAGCACUCUGUUGCUGUUUCUGUUUUCUUGCAUGUUAUUGCUAGUACCAUCUUGUGAUCCACCCCAUAUUAUACUUAGAUUGGCCAUGAGUUUUUCCUGUUCCGUUCCUUGAAACUACAUAUUUUCUUGAGUGGCAUUUUCUGCCUUGAUACUGAGAAUGGCUAUGAGAUUUUUAUCAUGGAAGUGCAACUUUGUUCUUUGUUUUCUGUUCAUCAUUUUGUGUUGUAAGGGCAAAGACUCUUCAUUGACAACAAUGAAGAAAAAAGAGAAGGAGGUCAUAUACUCUGUUAUUCAACUGUUUGUGGGAAAGUGGUGGAACGGUUCAUAUCUUUAUCCAGAUCCUUGUGGAUGGACUCCUAUACAGGGAGUUUCCUGUGAGCAAUAUGAUGAUGGCUUCUGGUAUGUGACUACUGUAAACUUUGGACCAGUUUUUGACAACUCUCACAUGUGCAGCCGUGAUGCCAAAUUCCCUCAACAACUGUUCAAUCUGAAGCACCUAAAAGUCCUCUCUCUGUCAAGUUGCUUCCUUUCCCCUACCAAAAAUCCUGUUAAGCUCCCUCUUUCAAACUGGGACAAGUUCUCACACAGUUUGGAAUCUUUAACACUUAGAUCAAACCCUGGUCUUGUUGGAACCAUUCCAUCAGCAAUUGGCAGCCUCAGGAAGCUUCAAUCUCUGGUACUGCUGGAAAAUGGACUAAUAGGUAAACUACCACCAAGUAUUAGUAAUUUGGUCAGGUUGAGGCAACUAGUCCUUGCAGGAAACUAUUUGGUGGGUGAGGUUCCAGACAACUAUGGAGGGCUUUCUGAGCUUUUAAUAUUUGAUGCAAGCAGGAACAAUCUAUCAGGAGUUUUGCCAUCAACACUUGGAUCUUUGGAUUCACUUCUAAAGCUUGAUUUGAGUAACAACAUGCUUGAGGGAAAGUUGCCAAAGCAGCUGGGAAGGCUAAAGAAUCUUACUUUACUUGAUAUCAGCCAUAACAAACUCAGAGGUGGAUUGGCUGAGACUCUCAAAGAACUUGCUUUCAUAAAGCAUUUAGUUUUGUCCAACAACCCUUUAGGGGGUGAUCUCUCAGGAGUCAAGUGGGAAAAUUUCCUAAACACAGAAACAUUGGAUCUUUCUAACAUAGGUUUGGAAGGGAGUGUCCCAGAGUCCAUGGAAAAAAUGAAAAGGCUUAGAUUUCUGGACCUCAGCAACAAUAAUCUCUCUGGAAAUGUUUCAAGAAGUUUGGAAAAUCUGACAUGUCUUGGAGCUCUUCAUGUAAAUGGAAACAACUUGACUGGGAGACUUGACUUCUCAGAGAGGUUUUACAUGAAAAUGGGAAUGCGCUUUGCUGCUUGGAAUAAUGCAAAUCUCUGUUACAUUGUCAAAUCAAAGCACCAAGUGCCUUAUGGAUUUGAAGUUGGUGGCCAUGGAGGUUGGGUUGUCCCGAAGACAAAGGAUGAUGCUCAAAUGUUCAAUCAAUGGGCAUCCCAAAACAGAUUCAAGAUUGACGACAAUCUUCUUUUCAAGUACGAGAAAGACUCAGUUAUGGAGGUGACUGAAGAAGAAUAUGAAAAAUGUGUAUCACCUCAUCCCCUCUUUUUCUCCAACAAUGGUGAGACUGUGUUCAAGUUUGACAGAGCAGGCUUGUUCUACUUCAUCAGUGGUGUUCGUGGUCACUGUGACAGAGGGCAGAAGAUGAUCAUCAAGGUCUUGGAUAUUGAAGCAAGUCCCUCACCCCAAUAUGCAAAUGGCACUGCACCAAAGCCACAUUCAAAAAGUGGAGUUGCUGAACUUACUCCCAUGAGGAUCAUGACAGAGUCCACAGUUUUUGUUAUGUCAACCUUCUUCCUUCAGCUUUAUGUUUGAUUGUUAUGUGUUAUCACAGUCCUAGGUUUAUGAGUAGCAGUUUCUUUCUUGUUUUCGUCAUGUGUUAGUGUUGGAAGGAUUGGACUUUGUUAUUUGUUAAUGUUUGUAAAGGUUAU
This is a messenger RNA of Vigna angularis (adzuki bean), 2549 nucleotides long. RefSeq names its product piriformospora indica-insensitive protein 2-like. NCBI's taxonomy places the organism in Eukaryota, Viridiplantae, Streptophyta, Magnoliopsida, Fabales, Fabaceae. The transcript has 4 exons. Gene Ontology annotation, cellular component: plasma membrane. The record is from RefSeq and is a predicted model, not a curated record. Gene Ontology annotation, molecular function: electron transfer activity; protein binding. The coding region runs from base 742 to 2433 and encodes 563 amino acids.